This is a messenger RNA of Porites evermanni, 8531 nucleotides long. Lineage: Eukaryota; Metazoa; Cnidaria; Anthozoa; Scleractinia; Poritidae. The record is from the annotation of a GenBank genome assembly.
UUCCGGUUUUGAAGGAAGGAGUCUACUUUUUCCGUGAGUUUCGCUUUUUGUUAUCACGCGUUUGCUAAACUUGUAUUAAUAAUGAAAGGAAGGUUUUAUUUCAGUGUAAGAUCGCUUUAAGGAAAGUGUCGAUGACUGAUACGUGUGUUACUUCUUUACUUCUGAGAGCUGCACAAACACAACGUCUAAGCGCACGUCUCUUAUGACUGGCGGACAGCAAUGGCCAUGGUACCUAAGGAAUUCCUGAUGUUUAUUACAGUCUACUCAGUAGUCGUUGCUGGUUCAGAACUCUUAGGUCAUCAAUCAACAUGUCAUUUUCAAAUAAUUUAUUGCUCCUGCAAAGAAAUGUACGGUGUAGAUUUGACCGUGACUGUGGAAAAGUGUAUUUACGACGUGAAAGAAGGAGAUGCAAAAUCUGUUUGUAGCAGAGAGACGGUCAUGGAGAAAUGUAGUAAAGGUGAGCUUUCUAAAUUUUUGUUUGUUGAAGGUGGGAUUUAUUUUCCUGUAAUUUGCCGUUUAUACGGACACCGAGGAGGCCAUAGAAUGAGUCCGUAAUUAUAGGUGAGCAGGGCAACCAAAAAGCCCAGGGAUCAAUUUUUGGUCACAUUCAUUUUAAUGAUUUCAUGAAGGAUCUCUCUAAUGCCAUAGAUGAUUGUACCUUAUUUAUAUAUGUUGAGUCAAUGACAAUCAAAAUAUUGACCAGGAUGAACAUUAUUGUGGAUGAUUUUAUGAAUUUAAUUGAAUGAAAAGAAAUCAUUCAAAAUAUCAAGCAAUAAACUUUUGGAAGGACAAAGAGAAAUCCUAUUGUUGACCUGUGAAGGUUUUGAUGUCCACGUUCAAGAUGAAUUGGAACUCCUUAGUGUCACUCUCGAUAGUAAAGCUUAAAGUUUAAGAGUUAGAUUCAUAAAAACUGAUGCAGGUGCCUAUUUUCCGUCAAAAGAAGAAAAUGUUGCCUUUAAGGUGGGGAUAGAAUGGGGGAUUCCAGAAAAUAUCCGUACCAUACCAUGGACAGCUUCCAUAGUUUAACCGCCCCUUCCCGUCAGAAUUUCCAAAAUGUGUUAUCCCCUGAUGCCUCCGGAUUUCCAGUUCAAAGACCACCCCCCGCCCCCUCCUUGGCCUUGGAAUUCCAAAACGCCGUCCAUGGUUUGGUAUGGAUAUUUUCUGGAAUCGCCCAAUAUAUCAUGCUUUCCCUCUACCACCCUCCAGUUAUUGUUAAGAGUUGUUGUAUCAUUGCAGUAGAAAAAGUUCAAACAAAAUAGAAAAAUCCAAUCAACGAGCCCUUUGUUUUGCAACACAAUCAACCACAUCUUUAAAGAAAUGAACCAGUGAUAUCUCCACUUAAUCAAAGAAUUGUUAAAAAUGGUGAUGACAGGUGUAUAGUGGUGUGAUAAAAAGGGACUGUGCGGGGAAUCACUUGCUAGAUGGGUAUAAAAUGCGUUUUCACUCUCACAACCUAAUGAAAAUGAAUAUAGGCUUGUACUAUACUUAAUUAUUAUUAUAAGAACAGGUACCUACAGUAUGUGGGAUAUGUCAUUUAUUCCUUAAUUAAUCGAUUGAUGUUUUCCCAUAUCUUCCUUUUCAGAUACUUUCUCUUUACGAAGGCAGAGACGUGCGGGCUCUUUAAAUCUCAUUUGUAAUAAUGGAACAAUACUACCUCCUGUUUCGUCGCCUACCAAAAGAGGCCCUCCCAAUGUAAACAUGAUCAGUGGUAAUUCACAAAAUGUUAUGACAGAUGACUACGUUAAAUUCCAGUGCGAAGUGUUUUCUAAUCUUGCGGCUAAUGUAACUUGGCUACUAAAUGGUUUACCAUUAACUGGACAGAUGGCCGACGAUAGGUAUUCAUUUUUGGAAUGCAGAACCAUUUUAAAUAUUAAACAUGUGUUAAGCAAAGAUGCUGGGAACUAUACCUGUCUUGUUAAAAAUGAGAUAGGACAAGCAAUGGCAUCUUCUUAUUUGACUGUGAAAGGUAAGUAAAAUUCAAGCAUCAAUGUUAUUUUCUUGUUUCUAAUUUUGUGUGCACUGAAGAUAACCACUAAAGUCUGUAUGUGUAGCAAAUAUAUUAAUGUAUAAAAGAGCAGACUAGUAUUUUACACAACAAUAAAAUUAACAAAUAUUUUGUUUUGAUUUCCAUAGCGAGAUAUGAAGGCCCAUACAUACUGGACUUUGGACUAGAGGGAAAGACAGGAAUGCAGGGUGUAGCAGUUACUGGGACGUCUUUAAAUUUAACCUGCAGAACUCAAAACACUGCUGUUGACAAUUUUUUUUAUAAGGAUGGUUCUCCAAAGAGAGAGGAUAGAAUACGUUUCACAUGGUAUCAAAGGGAAGAUAUAGAAGACAACAUCAAGGUUGCCAAACUUGAGAUAAAAAAUGUCACAUUAGCAGACUCUGGAAAUUACACUUGUGUGUCAAACCUCCAUGGUAUUGCAAAAAAAAAAACAUUUCCUCUGAGAAUCGGUAUGUAUUCUUUCAGGGAUCUUUUACAAUUUUAUACCUCUUGAUUAGUAAUGUAAGUCAUUGUUAAACAAAUUAAUUCUGUUCUUAUUUUCUUCAGAAAAAACAACAGUAAAUUUAGUGUCACUGACAUUAAAUUAACAACCUGUUGGCAGUUUAGCUCAGCACGUCAAUGUGUAUAGUUAAAUCUAAAAUUAUACCUAAAUGAUACAUAAAAUAUUUUGUUGGUGCUGGCAUUUUUUUAGAAAUGCUUUUUUGUUGUUUUUUUUUCUAAUCUUGAAACCAUCUGGCCAAAACACUUACGAGUAGUUAACACGUACAUAUACAGACUACAGGUGCACAAGUGGUAAAUAUUAAUGUACCUGCAAUCCUCUGUCUCUCCUCUAUACUCCAACCACAUCUGAUAUUGUUUCUUAAAUUUUUAACCUUAACUAUAUGAAUAUGAAUCAAGCCAUGAACGUUCGAAUAAUAAUCUGACAAUUCCUGAGUUAAAUCAUGUACCUGUACGGCCUUUUUCUGAAGAGAGAAAGCUCUGCCUUAUAAUUAGGCUUUGGAACUGUAGCUUUGAAAAAUUUCUUUGUUGAGUUCUCGUAAGUUGGUGCGAAGCCCAUGCCGCUUUUGUAGUUUUCUCAGACAGUGUUUACAAAUAUGUUGUGAUGUGUCAUGCAUAUUAAAUUGUAAAGAAAUAAUUUCCUCGUACUCGUUAAAUUUUCCAUGGCGUCGUACAAGAUUUCAAAUGGUUUGCUUAAUAUUAGUUAUUUUUAAUUUUUGUAUUGGUUUAUAGUAGUUUGAAACAUUCAUGUUUAAACAAGUCUUGUACUCAUCUGUGUAAUUUGGAUCGAGAAUACAAUUUAUUACUUACUUUUUAUGUUUAACAAAGACAUUCAGAAACUUUGGCCACAGUCUCAUAGAGCUGUUUAUCAACAAAACAUGAUCAUAAAUUCACCAGAUGUUAAAACUCUAAAAUUAUGGCAUGUAUGUGGAAUUCUCCUUAUAUUUUUCUCGAUAAGAAUAAGCAGUCUCGAGCAUACAUGUGUCGGUAUGCAUGAUGUGAGAUUGAAGGGUUAAUGGCUUCCGGGCACAAGGAUCAUCCCUAUAUUGUGUACAUGUGAGUUGGCAUGUUUAAUGAUAAUUAUCCUUAUCAUUAUAUGAAACAAACAACAACUUCAUCUCUUAAAACUUUUUGUUGUUUUCCAGUUUGUCCUCCAGGGUCUUAUCACAAUUCUUCAGCAGAUGAAGCAGUGAGCAUUACCGACUGCCCUCCAGUAGACGACCCUACAGAUGCAAGUAAUCCCAAGAUGGAGAAAGGUUACUUUAUUAACUUUCUAUGUAAUUUGCCAUACUGCUUUUGAAAGUACAGUGAUUGGGCAGGAGCUGUAGUACAUUAGGGAGAUCAAGUGACUGGGUAAUUGUUACAAAAACAAGACCCUCAUAAUGGGGUUCAAUUUGGGCUGCCGACUGUGCAAUGCAGAGUAGUUAUAUUUUUUUGUACACUUUCUGUCCAGAUUAAGUGCAUAGCUAUAGUUCUACAGUAACUGGUGGAAUGGGAAAGAGAUAUACGUACUUGGUCUUUUAAAAUAAGAGAAGAUUGGCAGUAUUUUUAACUGGGACAUUUCGAUCUAUAGUUAUAACGCGCCCCUAAUCUCACUGCCCCCCAAAACAAGUUUAGAAUACUGUUAAAUAACAGUAAAAUUUUUUUCUGUUUCUUAAAACUUGCAAACAAAUUAAGUUUCAGUUUUAUUUCUGUGGGAUAUUGCAUUUAAAGCUCUUCUAACUACCCAAGUGAAGAUGUUUCCAUUUGAUGGGGUGGUCUAAGUAUGGUUUAUUUUGGUAGUCUUAAAGGGUCUUCCACCACUUACUGCCUACUCAAUCUCAUCCACAACUGGCUCUCUGAGCUUGAUAAUCCUGGUUGUUAUUUGAGAGCCUGCUUCCUUAACUUUAGCAAGGCGUUUGACAGGAUUGAAAGGAGAAAACCCAUUUUAUAAUGAAGAGAAUGAGAUCAGUCACAACAGUUGCUUAUGUUAAAAUUGUAUCACUAAUUUGUCUACAUGUGCAUGUAGUUCUUUGAAUUCAUAACAAUAUUAUUAAUUUUAAUUUGUGCAAGAAUGAGCCAAAUUCCUUUUAACAUUCUUGUUUUCCUUCAGGUGAACAACAGUCUAGUCACAUUACUUCUAUGCAGAUUGCUGGUAUAGUCUGUGGUAGUCUUGUUGCUGUUGUCAUCCUGGUUUUGGUAUCUCUCUGUGUUGUGAAAAAGUGGAAAUUGCUGUCUUCCCACAAAACCAGAAGAGCAAGUUCCAACCCAAAUAAUUUGUUAUCUUUUCCUUGUGAGCUACCAGUAGCAGACAGUGAUUUGAAUGGUUUGUGUGAGCCAAGUAGCAUUCAAUGUUCACAGAUUGUUAAAAGACCACCUGAAAUUGGUGAGUUUGUAUACAUGUAUGUGGCAUUGACUUGUUUGUUUGUACUCCAGCGUUUUUUAUGUUUCAUAGCCUCUAGGUACUGUAUGUUUUUCAUCUUUGGAAACCCAGUUAAUUGGCACGGAAUAUUCAAGGGCAAAAGUUGUUGAGCUGUGGGUUAUUGUGAGUGGUUUGAGUUAUUGUGACCAAUCAGAAACAGGUUAUUCAUGUGCCCCUGUAAAUUUUCAGUAAAUAGAGAAUACUUCAUGGAAAGUGCUGGUGUACGGUAUUUACACACGAGUUGUUGACGUAAAAACAAGAAAUCUCACUCGUUCUAUUUCUGACACAAAAACGAGUGGGUAAGUACUGUACGAAGCACUUUGCAUGUGGUAUUGUGUUUAUUAUAUACAUACGGAGACACUCAUCAUUUUGGUGGCCUUUUAUUUAAAAUCUUUCCAAAAGGCUUAAAUUUGCCGCUACACACCACGAAAUAACAAUGAAAACGAAGUAUCGGCUUUUUAGUAGAAACGUUUCUUCAAAACAUAAAUGACAGUAUGGAUAUGAGGUAAUCCAAGAACUACAAGUAAUCUUAAUUGUUUGUUCUGAAUGUACAAUUGAAAAUGAGUGAAUUUAAGUAAAAUGGCCGGUUUCAAUAUAAGCUUAAGCUUAUAAAUGGAAGACAAAGUGUCUCCAAGAAAAAGCACAACAUAAGCUUACGUCUUGUUCUGUUUUUCCCCUUCCGCUGUUGUUUCGCCGGCUCUCCACAGUUUUUUUAUCGACAGUGAAGCAAAUGAAACUAUUCCACUCCAUUUCUGAAAUGUUUUUCACUUUUUUAACGAGAAAAAACUCUGAGAGAAAAACUUUUCUCCUCAAAUGUGUGCGAAGCGGCGCUCAGCAAGCUGCAAGGAAAGGCGGGAAUUUUUGCGCGAAACUCACACACCUCUGUGGCUUCUGAUUGGACGUAUCAUUCUUCUCACAUGUGAAAAAACAGCGUUCGCGAUUCUGAUUGGACGUAUCAUUUUUUUCACGUGUGAAAAACAUAGUUCACUCCCCUGAUUGGCUAGAACUCAUUUGUGUAUCAAAAUUUACAAUGCAACUUGUUGGUGAGUGUUUCUUAUUAUGUAUAUAAUAAAAGUAAUUGUCCCUGGGCUCUACUGUUCUUAUCCCAUUCUGAAUAGCUGCCCCUUGGUCUUCAAGCAUAUACAGCUAUUUCAAGAAAGGUUGUCGGAAAAAGUGCUCACAACAUUCCUGAAAGGUAUUGUGAGUGAUUUUGAGUGCACUGUUCUUCAAAGAAAGAAUGGCACCUGAGGCCACAGACAUAUGUUUUCGAGUGCUAAAGGAAAGCAACAAAAGUAGGUUCGACAGCUACAGUUGAUAGGAACAGUGUAUUGAUCAUAUCCCAUAUUGUCCCAUGCACAUUUUUUCUGACACCCUUUCUUGAAAUAGCUGUUUAUCUCUGUAAAGUGUGUACAGUACAUCUUUUGGUGGGAGGACUGCGCAAAGAUUUUAUUUUAAGGUGUAAUGCAUAUGUGAUAUGUCCCUAUGAAAAAAAGUAAGUUUUUCAGCAGUAACCUUGUAGCCUGUAUCAUAGGAGAGCACUGUAUGAAAAACAAUCUCAUCCUAAUUAGUUGCUCUUGGGCCUGGUAAAGGAUUAUAGCGGAGCUCUCGCGCAUGACGCGCGCCAGCGGAGCACCAUGGGUAGGAAAAUAAAGUAAUCUACCCAUCCGAGAAAAUUUGGUAAUCACGUGACCGUACACCGCCCGCCCGCCUGAGCGACCAUCCGCACCACAGGCAUACCAAUGUAAAAUAACUCAAUCAACAGGUAUGGCAACCCAAAUGCAACUCGAGGUUAUUUUGGCGGGAAAUCGCAUAACCACUGGCGUCUUGUAAAGCAGAGACAACGAAAGAGUCAAUCAGAGGAAAGCGGAAAUUGUUUCUGUAUCUGUGUUGUCUAAAGUAUUUAGUUUAGAUUAAUUGUCAUGUCCACAAAUUUGGAAUAUAGAGCAGGAGAAAGACAGAGAAAAAGAGAGAGUAGGCGGCAGGCCAGUGAAGCUCAACGAGAAAAAGGGCGACAGAGGUCUAGAGCGAGAGAUAAAAAACAAAAGAGACAUUUUUUUUUGGAAGAACAACAUAAAAAUUUUGUAGCGGCGGUGACAAAAUGGGAAAUGCCAGCGGCCACCAAUGCAAGGUGAAAAUGAGUGGCAGUGUAAAAAAAAAGUGAACGAAAACACGUACGACAUUUCCUCCAUAAAACGUGUAACUAAGAAGUUUCUGGAAGUUUCAUGUUGUAGUCGUGCAAAACAACGGCAAAGAAAUGUACAAAAAAAGUGUGCUGCACGUGCAAAGUAACUUUUUUUGUUAACUAGAGCUAUUGUUGUUUUUCACCAUUCUCCGGCGUUGCCUUCGCCGCUUAACAUUACACGAUUUUAAGGUCGGUACACACUAGGCGACAAGUUGCAGCGACAUGUUGCGGCGACAUAUUGCAGCGACAAAUCGCUUCGUGUGUACUGGAGAAUUUUUGUGAAAAUCUUUGUCGCUGCAACAGAAUUUGUCGCCGCAACAAGUCGCACAGAUUCAGUCUGAUUUGAUUUUUUGCGACUUGUUGCAGCGACAAAAUUCUGUUGCGGAGACAAAGAUUUUCACAAAAAUUCUCCAGUACACACGAAGCGAUUUGUCGCUGCGACGUGUCUCCUCACCUUGUUGCUGCAACUAGUCGCCCGACCUGUACACAUGGAGUGAUCGGUCGCCGCGACGUGUUGCUGCAACUUGUCGCUUAGUGUGUACCGAUCUUUAUAUUUUUUUGAACAAACUUUAAAUAUUAUCGAGAGCUUCGCUUUUAGCCCUGGCUAAAUCUAUAUAUCAUUGAGUCUCCAUUACAUGUGUAAAUUCUGUGGUGGGUUACUGUAGGGAUCUACAGUAUGCCACAGGGCUUAAUAGACAUCAGAAGAGUUUUGGUUAGGAGUAAGGUGAUUAACCAGGAAACCAGGACGUGUUAAAAAACAGGGUCACAACUAUAAUUUUGAACGUCAUUUGAUAGUGCAUAUGAACGCAUUGCCUUAAAUUGAAAUCCAGCUUAGCAGAUGCCAAUGUGUCCAGGGUGACCCCAAUACCAAGACAAAUGGAGGAAUUUUCAAAGUCAGUAACCAUUAGUUAAUUGCUUGCUAAUGUCUCCAGAAUCCUUAAAAUAUUAAAUUUUAGUAUAUGAACCUCAUAACUGAUAACGUAAAUUUUUUACUCUUCGUUUCAGACUGUAAAGCCAGGUAUGACGUGUUUAUCUGUUACAGCAAUAAGGACGUUACCUGGGUUAAAGGUCUAUUGGAAGAGCUUGAAAAGCGUGGCUUUAUCUGCUGCGUUGACUUUAAAGACUUUAUUCCUGGGGCAGCAAUUGUAGAAAAUAUUUCUCAAGCAAUUUACUGUAGUAGGAAAACAGUCGCUGUUCUGACGCCAGAUUUUGUGAACAGCGAAUGGUGUAACCACGAGCUUCAGAAGGCUCUGCAAAGAAUACAUUCACACCAAGUUGUGCCAGUGAUGUUGAGGAGCUGUGCCGUACCUUUAAUACUGCAGGGCACAUCAUAUCUUGACUGGGAAAACUGCCACGUUAAACCCAAUUUUUGGCCAAUGCUUGAAAAAGCUUUAAGGCUACCUAGUAACAAUUGCAGCAACUCUGUUAAAAACAACAGCAGCUGA